Molecule: messenger RNA, 2330 nt
Organism: Enhydra lutris kenyoni (northern sea otter)
Lineage: Eukaryota; Metazoa; Chordata; Mammalia; Carnivora; Mustelidae
Gene: CD8A
Product: CD8a molecule
Exons: 6
Coding region: 353-1072 (239 amino acids)
Source: RefSeq, a predicted model, not a curated record
UGUAAACUCUCCUUACCCUCUGUCUCUGCAGCCCCCACAGGAGAGCCUAUUCCAAAGGUCAUUUGCGAGCCUCUGUCUUUGUACUCAAGCCCACAGUUUUAACCGUCCCCAGCUGCCCUGCAAGCCCGCGUCGACGGCCCAGGCCCAGAUCAUGGACCCCAGCCUGCUCCCUGGGCUGGAAGGUGGUAACCGUGAAAAAGAGGGCGACUCUCCCCUGCGGGGCUUCGGAUGACAUCACAUCCUCCCAACUCGAAAUCUGGCUCCUCGGCUGGCCGAAGGGCGCGACUUCCCCCCUCCGCGUCCCACCCGCUCCAGCGCUCGUAGGCACGCGUCGCGCAGCGCAGAGCGCGCCAUGGCCUCCUGGGUGACCCCCCUGCUCCUGCCGCUGGCCCUGCUGCUCCAUGCCGCCGCGGCCGUCGGGCGGAGCGGGUUCCGCAUGUCGCGGGCGAAGGUGGUCGGAGAGCCGGGAGGGAAGGUGGAGCUGCAGUGCGAGGUGCUGCUGUCCCCUGCGGCGCCGGGCUGUUCCUGGCUCUUCCAGAAGAACGAACCUGCCGCCCGCCCCGUCUUCCUCCUGUACAUCUCCCAAACCCGGAACAAGGUGGUCAACGGACUGGACCCCAAAGAGAUUUCGGGCAAGAGGAUCAGUGAGACCCUCUACAGCCUCACCCUGCACCGCUUCCGCAAGGAGGACGAAGGCUACUAUUUCUGCUCUGUCCUGAGCAACUCCGUGCUGUACUUCAGCUCCUUCGUGCCGGUCUUCCUGCCAGUCAAGCCUACCCCUACGCCCGCGCCGCGACCACCCACGAGGGCGCCCACCAACACGUCGCAGCAGGGGUCUCAGCGCCCCGGCAUCUGCCGGCCGGCGGCUGGCAAGCCAGUGGAAAAAGGUGUGCUUGCCUUUGCCUGUGAAAUCUACAUCUGGGCACCGCUGGCUGGGACCUGCGCGGUCCUUCUACUGUCACUGGUCAUCAUCGUCAUCUGCAACCAUAGGAACAGAACACGGGUUUGCAAAUGUCCCAGGCCAAUGCCCAGACCAGGAGGCAAGCCCAGCCCUUCAGAGAAAUACGUCUAACAUGGAGAUGGGCCCUGUGCGACAGCCACUACAAGACCGAACAGAAUUCUCUCUAUGAGAACAGCAACAGUCCUUCCUUCCUUAUAUAUCCAUUCUCAUUAUUAUUUUUGUGGGGGUGGGGUGGGAAGGGUGACUUCUUCUUCAUGUGUUUUCCUUAGUUGACACAAAACAAGACUGUACGUCUACAGUACACCACAAGGGCUCUGAUACCAUUGUGUGCUCGCACUGGGGUGAAGGGUGGGCAGGCCAGAGCUACCACAAGCCGUGUUCUCGGAAUCGGGUGGUUUGAGCUGGGGGGGGGGGGGGUUUGCUUAGCAUGAUGCGGUCCAAACCUCUUUCGUUGACAUUCAGCGAUGGGGAGCAGCUUGAGCAGAGUCACAGCAAGUCUCAGGGCUCGUUCUCCAGCCAUUCAGGUCUUUCUUCUGGAGAUUUCUGUAUCAGUGUGGGGGUGCUGUGUCUCAAACCCUAGGAGCACAGAUGAUUUCUUGAGCAGCAGCCCUAGGCCCACGACUGUACCCACAGCCCUAAGGGGGUUCUAGGAGAACUUCUGCCUUUCACAGAGUUCUCUAAGGUGGUUGAAUCCUAUCAGACUUUUUUUUUUAUAACGACAUGUGGAACUCCAUGGAGUGGGAAAUCCUCAACUAAAGUGGAAGGGGUAAGCUGAAUCCUGGAAAAUGAGAAACUCCACCUCUAAAGACAAUCUGUGGGAACUCCCCCAGUGGAGGCCGAAUGGCUCUCCCAGCCCCCCGCAGUGCAGAGGGGCCCGUGAAAGAGGAGAGACCACCCUGUGACAAGUAUGAUCUGAGCAUCAGCACAGUGGAACGGCGGUCCUCUUGAGCCUCUGAACUUGAGACACCGUGUCCGCUCGUGCUCCUGGAACAUCAUGACUGCUGAUGGUGCGGAAUGGUUACAGAGCUGCCAGCACCGGCCCUGGCCUCCCCUCAACCGGCAGAUGAGGGGCUGGGACGGAAGACACUCUGGUGAGGAGGCGGCCAGCCAAACCGGCUGCCCUCCACACGCGUGUUUCCUCUCGUCCGAGUUGAACAAGAAUCGAGUCCUCACUGGAAGAAAAAACUCAAAUGAGGAAGUAAGAAUCACCCAUAAUUCUUUACCUCAGGUGUAAUCCAUUGUUAAUAGCGUGGUGUACAUUCUUCCUGAUGAUUUUCUGUGCAUAUAUGUGAAGUAUAUACUUCUGACUUUUAAAAAAUGCAAUUGCUCUGCUUUUUAUAAAUGGCUUUAAUAAAAAACAUUGAUGGCA